Zychaea mexicana is the source of this 978-nucleotide messenger RNA. RefSeq names its product anthranilate phosphoribosyltransferase. The coding region runs from base 1 to 978 and encodes 325 amino acids. Lineage: Eukaryota; Fungi; Mucoromycota; Mucoromycetes; Mucorales; Lichtheimiaceae. The transcript is spliced from 4 exons. Gene Ontology annotation, biological process: L-tryptophan biosynthetic process. Gene Ontology annotation, cellular component: cytosol. The record is from RefSeq and is a predicted model, not a curated record. Gene Ontology annotation, molecular function: anthranilate phosphoribosyltransferase activity.
AUGCAAGGCAGCGCCACUCGAAGCCAAAUUUCGGCAUUUCUUGUCGGUCUUCGUUUGCAAGGCAAAGACUCGGAUCCAGCUGUUGUCGCAGCAUGUGCUAAAGCCAUGCAGAGCCAUGCACGCUUGAUUCCGUACGACCAUCAUAAACACCUGGAAGGCAACGUUAUUGAUAUUGUCGGCACUGGUGGCGACGGUCACGAUACGUAUAAUGUUUCUACGACAGCUUCAAUUGUAGCAGCCGGUGCAGGUGCCAAGGUCGCCAAGCACGGUAACCGAGCAGCAACAUCCAAGUCAGGCUCUGCAGAUAUCAUGGAAGCACAUGGCUGCCAUAUCAGCAAAGUCGAGCCUUCACAAGUACCCGGGAUUUUGGACGAUACCAACUUUUGCUUCUUGUUUUCACAAAUCUAUCAUCCCGCCAUGAAGCAUGUCGCUUCGCUGCGCAAGGAAAUUGGUUUGCCCACUGUGUUCAACUUACUGGGACCCAUGAGCAAUCCCGCUCGCCCAUCUCGGGUGGUCGUCGGUGUCCACUCGCCACAAAUCGGUAGCUUGAUGGCCAACGCAUUGAAGUUGACGGGCAUUAGAGAAAUUCUGGUUGUCUGUGGUGCCGAGAAGCUUGACGAGAUCAGUCCCGCUAAUGAAUCCAAUUUCUGGCGCGUGCGAGACGGAGGCGAAGUCACUGUCGGCGUGCUACAUCCCACACACGAUUUUGGCUUAAAGACUCAUCCACUUGAGGAAGUCAAGGGCGGCGACGGUCAUUGCAAUGCACAAAUCUUGAAGCGGCUUCUGAACAACGAGCUGCCUGAAGACGAUCCGAUAUUGGACUUUGUUCUCUUGAACGCAUCGGCUUUGUUGGUUGUCGCCGGUAUCGCAACCGAUUUUAAGGACGGUGUCGCUAAAGCACGAGAAUCCAUCAAAAGUGGAAGCGCAAAGAAGGUCCUGGAGGCCUUUAGAGACAAGACCCAGCAAGAACAGGAAUAA